AUGGUUGAUUCAAUUUCGUCACAGUUGCCCAAUAGGACAACUUACAACUUACCCAAACCCAAACCAGCAUAUUAUCCACAUCCGGGAUCACCAUUGUACGCAGACAAGGCCUUCUACGACUCCAUAGCCAAAGCUCCUAAAACUCUAAUCAACAAGGUUCGAUGUGAGCCACGCACAGGAAUGGCCAUCAAAAUACCGGCAAAAUCAAUCUUUAGAAUAACAACCCCCGAUGGACCACAAGUUUGUGAUUUAAAUAUUUGGAAUGCCGACAAUUCUAAAGAAAGAUUUUGGGCUGCUCGUACUAGACAAUUGCACUCGGCCCAUGUUUCAACAUAUGAUCGAUUAUGGUCAAAUUUACCCUACUUACGCCCCUUGGUCACAAUCACUGGUGACACCAUGUCUUCAAGACAUGAUGAGUGGGGAGGUCGGGUUCACGAUACAUUAGGUACCCGAUGUGACCCAUACGUUGAUAAAUUGAUAAGUGGUGAAGAUAAUGAUAAUCAUUGCCAUUCCAAUUUGUAUCGAGCUAUAAAACCAUUUGGAUUAACUGAAUUUGAUGUUCAUGAUGUCCUAAAUGUAUUCCAAGUUACUGGGUUGAACGAAUAUGAUCAGUAUUUCAUGGAAGCUUGUCCGGCCAAUGCACAAGAUUAUUUUGAAUUGUUUGCUGAAUUGGAUUUACUUGUUGCGAUUAGCGCUUGUCCUGGUGGUGAUUUAUCACAAUGGGGAUGGGGUGAACAUCAAGAUGAUCUAACUGAUCUGAAAAUGGUAGAUUGUUGUCGUGCUCUUGAAAUUGAAGUUUAUAAGUUGGAUGAUGAAGAAGGGGUUUUACAAGGUUGGAAAUCGCCUCAAGCUGUCAAUUAUACUGGUAAUCAUGGAUUGGAGAAGUAA
Molecule: messenger RNA, 888 nt
Organism: Lodderomyces orthopsilosis Co 90-125
Lineage: Eukaryota; Fungi; Ascomycota; Pichiomycetes; Serinales; Debaryomycetaceae
Product: urea carboxylase-associated family protein
Exons: 1
Coding region: 1-888 (295 amino acids)
Source: RefSeq, a predicted model, not a curated record